UACAGCUAGACAUUAAGUGAUCAGGGGAAGAGAAACUGUGGCAUACAAUGUCAAACUUUCUGUCUCUUUGGGAACAGUUAUUUCAAGUUAAAUAUGUCCUAUGCACAAGGCCCAGCUAUGGCAAAUGGUGACGAAGAAGACAAUGCAUCAAGUCCCCUUGUGUUCCGACUUAAUGACAGUGCUCCCAGGGUAGUUCGGGAGGUGUUGCUUGAACGUGGUUGGGAGGAAUUUAAUGAGCAAGAACAAGCAUUAACUGAAUGGAACUUACACUGGCGGACAUCUGCAUUUAGAGCAUCUGACCAUGACCAUGUUAAGCCAUGGCAGCGACUCAACCAUCAUCCAAGAACAGCACAGAUGAUGAAGAAGGAUUGUUUGGCAAGACACCUGAAACGCAUGAAAGGCAUAUAUGGACCAGCCAACUAUGAGUUUAGCCCCGAAGCUUUCAUCUUGCCAAAUGAAUACACUAAGUUUUUGGCUGAAUAUAUGAAGGAAAAACAUAAUAAAAAGUCAAGCUAUUGGAUCUGUAAGCCCACUGACCUGUCCAGAGGAAGAGGAAUAUUUGUUUUCCGGGAUAUUAAAGAUUUGGCAUAUGACUGUGCUGUAAUUGUACAGAAAUAUAUAACAAAUCCUUUACUAAUCUCUGGGUACAAAUUUGACCUGCGUAUUUAUGUUUGCGUUACCUGUUUCUGCCCAUUAACUAUAUAUGUGUACCAGGAAGGACUGGUCAGGUUUGCAACAGAGAAAUUUAGCCUCAGUUGCCUUGAUAAUAUUUUUGCUCAUUUAACAAACACCAGCAUUAACAAAUAUAGCACCUCAUAUACUACAGAAAAGGAAAGAGUUGGAAGUGGAUGUAAGUGGACAUUUGCUCAAUUCAGGUCUUACCUUCGUGGUAUAGAUGUGGAUGAUGCCAUGCUGUGGCAGAAAAUUUAUAAUAUAGUGACAAUGACACUUUUGGCCAUUGCCUCCUCUGUGACUCCUUCCUCUAACUGCUUUGAACUUUUGGGGUUUGACAUCCUCAUUGAUGAAACUCUUAAGCCAUGGCUUUUGGAAGUGAAUUAUAGCCCUGCCCUGUCUUUAGACUGUUCUAAUGAUGUCAUUGUGAAAAAAAGUCUUAUAAAUGAUAUCAUUGAGCUCCUCAACUUCAAACCGUCAGAUGGACUAAGAGAUGCUUCCAGUAUCAAAAAAAGCAGUAUGACACCACACGUGUUACACAGUUGUUCACACACAUCAUGUGAGAGUGUUAACUCACAAAGAACUGAAGAAAUCAAACCGAGUAGCUAUGCCAAAGAUUAUUCUACAGAAAAUAAGGCACCAAACUAUGUCCAAUCGGUCAAUUCUAAAACUACACAUCCUGACACUUCUCCUAGAACAAUUGGUGACAGUGAGACAAAGAGAUCAGUGAAUGAGAUAUGCUGUAAAUGUGAUGCUGAAGAAACAUCCUUUCAAGACUUCCCAGAUGACACGAUGAACAAGAGAGUAACAUCAAAUGGAAUAACAGGAUCUUCUCCUCGAAAAACCCUUACGUCCAGGCUAAGAGAGCGUAUGAAUGUAUCCCAGAGGUUAGCGGACUCAAAAGUUAUUUCCAAAACUCAUCCAGUACGGUACACAAGGAUUAUAACAACUGUAGAAAGUGCACGGCACUACAACCAGUGGAAACCCAAUGAGUAUAACCUGUUUCCUUUGUAUUUUAUUUCUGACUUGGACAAAAGUCCUCCAUCUCAUGUCGGUAACUUUCUCCUUGUGUUUCCUUUUAGCCAAUCAUCUCUUUUAGCGUCUAGAAAUGGUAUGGAUAUCAAAAGCAUCAUUCAAGAACUUAGCAGGAUAAUGCAUAGACUUUCUUCCAGUAUAAAAAGUGUCUGAUAUUGAAAUUUCAAGAAAAUAAUUAAAGGGACACCAUAGUCACUAAAACAACUUUAGCUUAUUGAAGCAGUUUUGGUGUAUAGCUCAUUUCCCUGCAGUGUCACUGCUCAAUUCUCUGGCAUUUAGGAGUUAAAUCACUUUGUUUAUGCACCCUAGUCACACCUCCCUGCAUGUGACUUGCACAGGCUUCCUAAACACUUCCUGUAAAGAGUCAGCUAAUGUUUAUACUUCCUUCAUUGGAAAUUCUAUUUAAUUUAAAAUGUAUUAUCCCCUGCAUUGUUGAUAGCUUGGUAGACCCCAUAGAAGCUUCCUGUGUAUGAUUAAAGUUCACUUUACAGAGCAGCCAAUAAGAACUUAAUAAAUUGCAUCUAAUUGAAAUUAAAACAUUUUUCCAUUUUUUUUUUUCAAGCAUGGAGUGUGAGUCACAGCCAGGGGAGGUGUGGCUAGGGCUGCAUGGACAGAAACAAAAGGGAUUUAACUCCUAAAUUCCAGAGAAUUUAGCAGUGAGA
Molecule: messenger RNA, 2369 nt
Organism: Pelobates fuscus (common spadefoot toad)
Lineage: Eukaryota; Metazoa; Chordata; Amphibia; Anura; Pelobatidae
Gene: TTLL2
Product: tubulin tyrosine ligase like 2
Exons: 2
Coding region: 94-1860 (588 amino acids)
Biological process (GO): microtubule cytoskeleton organization; protein polyglutamylation
Cellular component (GO): cilium
Molecular function (GO): tubulin binding; tubulin-glutamic acid ligase activity
Source: RefSeq, a predicted model, not a curated record